Menidia menidia (Atlantic silverside) is the source of this 2109-nucleotide messenger RNA. The record is from the annotation of a GenBank genome assembly. NCBI's taxonomy places the organism in Eukaryota, Metazoa, Chordata, Actinopteri, Atheriniformes, Atherinopsidae.
GAAACUAUGUUGUAUCCAAUAGAAUAAGGAACAAGAUUAUAUUAAUCGGCAGAACUGACGAAUCAAAUUAAUUACAUACGACAUUCUCGAUUACAUACUGCUUGUUUGUGGCCAUAGUUCCAGAGUUAACUACACAUUUAUGUCAUGGUAACUGGUUUGACCCAGCUUCGAAAGUGUGCCAUGAAUGCAGCAUACACUGUGUUCCUUUUCUUGUUAGCACUGUUGUUGAACACUCAUUGACAGUAUCCAAUUAUAAACGAAAGAUGGCAGAGAAUGACGUUGAUAAUGAACUUCUGGACUAUGAUGAUGAUGAAGAACCCCAAGGGCUCCCAGAAAGCGGUACCCAAGCAAGCAAGAAGGAAGUGAAGGGGUCAUAUGUUUCCAUCCACAGCUCAGGGUUCAGAGACUUUCUUCUCAAACCAGAGCUGCUCCGUGCCAUUGUGGACUGUGGUUUUGAGCAUCCUUCUGAAGUUCAACAUGAGUGUAUUCCUCAAGCUAUCCUGGGCAUGGAUAUCCUGUGUCAGGCCAAGUCUGGUAUGGGAAAGACAGCUGUCUUUGUUCUUGCCACACUGCAGCAGAUUGAGCCAGUGGAUGGGCAGGUAUCUGUUCUUGUGAUGUGUCACACUCGAGAGUUGGCCUUCCAGAUUAGUAAAGAGUACGAGCGCUUCUCCAAAUACAUGCCCAGUGUCAAGGUGUCUGUAUUUUUUGGUGGCCUGGCCAUCAAGAAGGAUGAGGAAGUCCUAAAGAAGAACUGCCCUCACAUUGUUGUGGGAACUCCAGGACGAACCUUAGCACUCAUUCGUAAUAAGACCCUUAGUGUGAAAAACAUCAAACACUUUGUGCUCGACGAGUGUGACAAGAUGCUGGAGCAGCUGGAUAUGAGGCGUGAUGUCCAGGAAAUUUUCAGACUGACACCCCAUGAGAAGCAAGUUAUGAUGUUCAGCGCAACUUUAAGCAAGGAGAUCCGCCCUGUCUGCCGCAAGUUCAUGCAGGAUCCAAUGGAAGUAUUUGUGGAUGAUGAGACCAAACUGACUCUUCAUGGCCUACAGCAGUAUUACUGCAAGUUGAAGGACAGUGAGAAGAACCGAAAGCUGUUUGACCUCCUCGAUGUGCUUGAGUUCAAUCAGGUGGUAAUCUUUGUAAAAUCGGUGAAUCGCUGCGUUGCUCUAUCACAACUGUUGGUGGAGCAGAACUUCCCUGCUAUUGCAAUCCACAGGGGUAUGGCACAAGAAGAAAGAUUAUCCCGGUACCAGCAAUUCAAAGACUUUCAGAGGCGGAUACUGGUGGCAACCAACCUCUUUGGCCGUGGCAUGGAUAUUGAACGAGUCAACAUUGUCUUCAAUUACGACAUGCCAGAGGAUUCUGACACAUACCUCCAUAGAGUGGCCCGUGCUGGCAGGUUUGGGACCAAAGGUCUGGCCAUCACAUUUGUAUCAGAUGAGGCUGAUGCAAAAACGCUGAACGAGGUCCAAGACCGCUUCGAGGUCAACGUAGCGGAGCUACCAGACGAAAUUGAUAUUUCCUCCUACAUUGAGCAGGCCAGAUGAGUUUGAAGUGUACUUAUGGACAGUGUGUGUCCCUUGUCGCUGUAUUCUUGAUAGAAGACAAAGAAAAGCCUCAACAUUGGUUUAAAUAUCUCUCCUUCCCACCAAUAGAAAGAAACUUUUUUUUCUCUCAUGUCCUUGCAGAGUGCUUAUUUUAAGUCUUUCCAUGUUAAAGAUAAGGAUGUGCUGUUUUGGUUUGAGAAAUAAAUCUUUUUGUAACUUAUUUUGUGUUUGUUUAAGUUUUGCACAUCUCUGAUCUUUAGUUAUUUUUUAUACACGCACAACACAAAUACAUUUUAAGUGUAGGCAGUUACACUCACAAGCAGAUGGCACUAUUGGCAUAUUUUUAGACCUGCUUAACAGAUGGUGACAUCUGCUUAACAGAUACCAAGAAGCAGAAUUUCACAUGAAACAUGAACUCAAAAGCAAGUUUUAUCCAAUGGAAGAAACAACCAAAACUUUUCAUUGCUUCCUUUAGUGGCUUAUUUGAUAAAUGUAUAAAUGUGACAAACAUAAAUGUACUGAUAGAAUAGAGUUUGACCCAUAAUAAAUACCUAAAACACAA